AUGAAACCUCAUCUUUUGUCGAGGCGGCUCUCAAAAGCCGCCGCGCUCCUCUGUCUCAGCCCUGCUUUCGUCUAUGGACAAGGGGAUGAUAGAAAAACAAAAUUUGACGUGUUCGACUACAUCAAUCCGUUUAUUGGACACUCGUUCCCUGGUGCAACAUUGCCAUUUGGCAUGGCCAAAGCCGUAGCAGACAUGGACGGUGCGAACCAAGGGGGUUUCGCGUCUGACGCAUCGUUCGUCACUGGGUUCUCACAUACACACGAUUCCGGAACGGGGGGUCCCGGGUCGAUGGGGAAUUUCCCCAUUUUUGUCCAUCCCGGCUGUCCCGAUGAUAAUCUUACGAGAUGCGGUUGGCAGAAAUCAGAUAGAGCUGUUGGGUGGGAUCGAAGAUCCACUAAGGCCCAGCCCGGGUUCUUUGGCAUUGCGUUGGACAACGGAGUCCAUGCGGAAAUGACUGUGACGAAUCAUUCUGCUCUUUAUAAAUUCAGCUUCCCGGAGGCUGCUCCUGAGUCGCUCAAUCCGGUUGUGCUGGUGGAUAUGGCUGACCUUCAAGCUUCACGUCAUAACGGCACGACGUCGGUAGACCCAGAGACUGGUCGAUUUACUGGGAGUGCGACCUUCGAGCCUAGUUACGGAAUUGGGACAUACAGAAUUCACUUUUGUGCUGAUUUCAGUGGCCCUAAAAUUCGAGAUACUGGAAUCUGGAUGGAUGAUGGGGCCACGCCGGGUAAACGUACAGUUUCGCUGAACUCUAGUGGUUUAGGAGGAGUGUUCACUAGGUUUAAACCGCCCAGAGUGAACGGCACGAUUGAUGUGCGGGUCGGAAUCAGUUUCAUGAGUGCUCAGCAAGCCUGUUCCAAUGCGGAAAAGGAACACCCUAACUUCAACUUCGAAGAUACGGUGGCGGUAGCCAAAGCCGUGUGGAAGGAGAAGAUGGAUGUCAUCCGUCUUGACGCUUCUGGUGUUUCUACUGAGCUUCAAACGGUGUUUUGGAGUGGGAUAUAUCGUACGAUGAUCAGCCCGCAAGAUUAUACCGGGGAAAAUCCACUAUGGAAAAGUGACGAGCCAUACUAUGAUAGUUUUUACUGUAUCUGGGAUUCGUUCCGCGGUAUCCAUCAACUCAUCACAUUGGUGGAUCCCCUUUCGCAGUCUCGGAUGGUUCGAAGCCUUGUCGAUAUCUAUCGCUACGAAGGAUAUCUACCUGACUGCCGUAUGUCUUUAUGUAAAGGCUUGACGCAGGGUGGAUCCAAUGCCGAUGUCCUCAUUGCUGAGGCCUACCUCAAGGGCAUUCUCGAUGUGGACUGGGACACUGCCUACCAGGCUGUGGUAAAGGACGCUGAGGUUGAGCCUGAGAAUUUCAAUGUGGAAGGUCGUGGCAGCCUUCAGAGCUGGAAGACACUUGGAUAUAUCCCAAUCCAUGAUUCCAAUACCACUGCCAAAGGACUUCGCACUCGCAGCAUAUCACGAACAGUUGAAUACGCAUACAAUGAUUUCUGCAUUGCACAGAUGGCGAAGCACAUGGGUCACGAUGACGAUUAUAAAAAGUACAUGAAACGUGCCACGAACUGGGAGAAUGUUUUCAAGCCAAACCAGACAUCCUCGUGGCGUGGUUCUAACUUCACCGGAUUUCUCCAGCCGCGGAAUGCGGAUGGUACUUGGGCACAUCAAGACCCGAUGUUCUGCGGCCCAUAUCUGCAGCCUGACUCGUGCCUGAUGGAUGAGAAUGCGAAAGAGACUUACGAAGGCAGCUCCUGGCUGUAUACAUUCUACGCGCCCCAGGAUAUGGCUAAAUUAAUCACGGUUCUCGGUGGCCCGUCUAGAUUUGUGGAUCGUCUAUCAUUCUUCCACGACUCCGGUCUCCUUAACAUGGGAAACGAGCAGGCUUUCUUACCCGUUUUCCAAUUCCAUUACGCCGGACGACCCGCGCUGUCCACUGAACGUGCACACUCGUAUAUCCCACGCCUGUUCAAUACAAGCAUCGGCGGCCUGCCUGGGAAUGAUGACAGCGGAGCAAUGGGCUCCUUUGCCGUGCUUAGUAUGCUAGGUCUAUAUCCCGUACACGGACAGGAUGUCUAUCUCAUCUCUGCACCUUUCUUCAAGGAAGCCAGUAUCCGAAACAGGAUCACCGGUAACGUUGCAACAAUUCGAAACAUCAAUUUCGAUCCGAAGUACAAGUCCAUCUAUAUACAGAAUGUGACCCGCGACGGCAAACCCUGGACAAGGAACUGGAUUGGUCAUGACUUUUUCACCAAGGGCGGAACGCUUGAAAUGACACUGGGCGACAAGGAGAGCAGCUGGGGGACAAGGAUCGAGGACUUACCCCCUAGUAUGAGCGAUUAUCGCUGGUAA
Messenger RNA from Aspergillus bombycis, 2349 nucleotides. Its product is annotated as GH92 family glycosyl hydrolase. Lineage: Eukaryota; Fungi; Ascomycota; Eurotiomycetes; Eurotiales; Aspergillaceae. Bases 1 to 2349 code for a protein of 782 amino acids. The transcript is spliced from 6 exons. Gene Ontology annotation, molecular function: peptide-N4-(N-acetyl-beta-glucosaminyl)asparagine amidase activity; carbohydrate binding. The record is from RefSeq and is a predicted model, not a curated record. Gene Ontology annotation, biological process: protein deglycosylation; carbohydrate metabolic process; glycoprotein catabolic process. Gene Ontology annotation, cellular component: cytosol; nucleus.